Gambusia affinis (western mosquitofish) is the source of this 2780-nucleotide messenger RNA. Its product is annotated as indian hedgehog B protein-like. Lineage: Eukaryota; Metazoa; Chordata; Actinopteri; Cyprinodontiformes; Poeciliidae. The transcript has 3 exons. Bases 18 to 1247 code for a protein of 409 amino acids. The record is from RefSeq and is a predicted model, not a curated record. Gene Ontology annotation, biological process: protein autoprocessing; intein-mediated protein splicing; multicellular organism development. Gene Ontology annotation, molecular function: patched binding; calcium ion binding.
GCCGCCUCUCCGGCGGGAUGCGGCUCCCCGCGCUACUGGCCUGCCUGGCGGGCUGCGCGCUGCUGCUGCCGCCGGCCGGCCUGGCCUGCGGGCCGGGGAAGGGCCACGGCCGGCGGCGGGGCCCCCGGAAGCUGGUUCCGCUGGUCCUGAAGCAGUUCAGCCCCAACGUGGCGGAGCAGACGCUGGGCGCCAGCGGCAAGGCGGAGGGGAAGAUCAGCCGCGGCUCGGAGCGCUUCAAGGAGCUGAGCCCCAACUACAACCCGGACAUCAUCUUCAAGGACGAGGAGAACACCGGGGCGGACCGCCUCAUGACGCAGCGCUGCAAGGACAAGCUGAACUCUCUGGCCAUCUCGGUGAUCAACCACUGGCCCGGGGUCCGGCUGCGGGUCACCGAGGGCUGGGAUGAGGACGGCCACCACUCGUCCAGCUCGCUGCACUACGAGGGCCGGGCCGUGGACGUCACCACGUCCGACCGCGACCGCCACAAGUACGCCAUGCUGGCGCGGCUGGCGGUGGAGGCCGGCUUCGACUGGGUCCACUACGAGUCCCGGGCACACGUCCACUGCAGCGUCAAGUCAGAUCAGUCCAUGGCGGCCAAGGCAGGCGGCUGUUUCCCUGGCAACGCCUCGGUAAUGUUGGAGGGUGGCGCCCGGAGGUCCAUGAGCGCGCUGCGGCCCGGGGACCGGGUCCUGGCCUCGGCGAACGGCGGCCUGGUCUUCAGCGAGGUCAUGACCUUCCUAGACCGGGACCUGGACAAACCAUGGCUCUUUGUCAGCCUGCGGACCGCGGCCGGUCAACGGCUUGCCCUCACUGCCGCCCACCUGCUCUUUGUGUCGGGCAGGAACUGUUCUGAGGGCGCGGCGCCGGCGGCCGGCCAGCUGCGGGCCACCUACGCCAGUGUUGUCCGGCCCGGUCAGUGCGUCCUGGUGGCGGUCAGCGGGGCGGCGCGUCUGUCCCGCAUCGUCUGGGUGGGCGUGACCACGAACCGGGGGGCGUUCGCCCCACUGACCCAGCAGGGAACCAUCAUGGUGGACGGCGUGGCAGCGUCCUGCUAUGCGGCGGUGGACAGCCACUGGCUGGCCCACCGGGCCUUUGCCCCGCUCCGCCUGCUGCACUGUUGGACUGGGAGAGCUGGGUGCUAUGGCAACGGCCUGCACUGGUACUCACGGAUCUUACUCUGGCUGGGUCGGACGGUUCUGGACCCAGGGCGCCUCCAUCCACUGGGCGUCGCUCAGGGCGACAUGUGAGAGAGACCGGCAUGGGAUCAAGAUGGACUUCCUGCUGGACUGGCAGCAAACAGGAAGUACAAGGAACAAACAGGAAGUAUUGUCAACAAACAGAAAGUACCAGCAGUAAACAGGAAGUACCUGGAACAAACAGGAAGUAUCAGAAGCAAACAGGAAAUACCGGCAACAAUCAGGAAGUAUCAGCCAAAAAAAACAGGAAGUACCAGCAGCAAACAGGAAGAACCAGGAACAAACAGGAAGUAUCAGCAGCAAACAGGAAGUACCAGCAGUAAACAGGAAGAACCAGGAACAAACAGGAAGUACUAUGAACAAACAGGAAGUAUUAGCAGCAAACAGGAAGUACUAUGAACAAACAGGAGCAGCAGACAUUAAACGCACCAUGAAGCACAAAUCCAGAUGUAACCAUCGUCCUGACCAGAUUGUCUCCAUAAGUUUGUUACGAUAAAUCGUCCCAGGAAUUAUUGCAAUUAAAGAUAAUAUUGUUGCUUUCAGAUCAUUAAACGGCAUCAUAACGCAUGUUCACCCUCUAAAGGACUAAAACUGUAAUAUUGUAAAGAAGGGUUAACUCUGGAACUAAAAAAUAUUCUGAACAUAGGAAUAAAAACCACAAACAACUGAAACCAGAAAUAAAAUUAAUUAUUAUUCAUCAGAAUAGAAAUGAUGGAGUUCAUUUAAAUUUAUCAGGCAAUUUAUUAUGACACGCUGUCAUGCAAUUAGUCGGAGGCUUUUUGAGUCUGUGUUACAACGCGUAGCACAGACUGCUACAGGAGCGACCCGCCAGGAGAAACCAGUUCCAACGUUUCAUUUUCUUCUGGGAUCCACAAAGUUUAUGAAUUAAGAAAUAAUUCAAUAUUUCAACAUAAGAAUUAUUUCUGUUUGUGUUUAUUGUGUAAAUUAGCUGAACCAGCAUUAGCUGGUAUAACCCUGGCCACCAGGUGGCGGCAAAAUGCUUCAAUUGUCCCGUUUUAAUCCACAUUAAGAGACUUUAUUUUAACCCACACAGGGUUCAGAACGUCAAACAUCACAGAUUAACUCCAGAUUAACUCCCUGGUUCAUUUAAAUUAAGUCCUAAUUUGACCUGAACAGAAUAUUUCAUCUUGAUAAAAUCUAAUUGUUUUUCAUAACUGAAGCAGAUUUGGAGUCAUCAAAGGAAUAUUUAAAGUAAAUUUUACUAGGAAUAAACCAACAAUGUGAUAAAAGAUUCAUUAAGUUCAGUUUUUAUAAUUUCUCAUUUUCAUUCAUUGUAUCAGAACUUAAAUUGGUGUCAAGAAAAUAAACAGAAUAUAUUAAUUAUUAAAGCUGAUUUAUAAAAUAUACAACUUAAUAAAUUCAGAAGGAUUUCGAUUCAUGUUUGUAAAUAUUUACCUGAUGUAAAAACGUUUACUUUAGAAUCCCUUCAUGUAUUAUUAUGAAAAUGCAAAGAUUUCUUUUUUUGAGAUUAAAUUGUGAGUUGUGUUGUUGUGUUUCUAAAUCUGUAGAAACAGAACCAGUAGAAGCUACCAGGCUCGCUAUCGUUAGCAUUAGCAAAGCAGC